Messenger RNA from Hordeum vulgare subsp. vulgare (domesticated barley), 1849 nucleotides. Its product is annotated as pentatricopeptide repeat-containing protein At3g05340. The transcript has a single exon. The record is from RefSeq and is a predicted model, not a curated record. NCBI's taxonomy places the organism in Eukaryota, Viridiplantae, Streptophyta, Magnoliopsida, Poales, Poaceae. The coding region runs from base 176 to 1849 and encodes 557 amino acids. Gene Ontology annotation, biological process: RNA modification. Gene Ontology annotation, molecular function: protein binding; RNA binding.
GCUCCUCAACUACGCCUACCUCAGCGGCCUCCUCGCCCGUUGCGGCCGCGCCGCCGACCACCGCCUGGGCUCCGCCCUCCACGCCACUGUCGUAAAAAACCCCGCCCACUUCCUCCUAUGCCCGCUCCACCCCUCCCUCCGGCACGUCCUCGUCGCCUGGAACGCGCUCGUGUCCAUGUACGCCAGGUGCGGCCGCCACGACGACGCCGCCAGGGUGUUCGACGAAAUGCGCGUCCGGGACUCCGUCUCCUGGAACUCGCUCAUUGCCUCCUCUGCCGCCUCCUCCUCCAGCGCCGACGAAGCGCUCCUACAGUUCAGGUGGAUGCUGCGCUCGGCCUCCUCCUCCCGUGGCGCUCGCGUCUCGUGCGACCAUGCCACGUUCACCACGGUCCUGUCUGUGUGUGCGCGUGCAGCGUCGCUCCCCGCGUGCGCCAUGGUGCACGGGCUGGUCGUCUCGCGCGGGUUUGACGGAGAGGUGUCCGUCGGGAACGCGCUGGUGACCGCCUACUUCGAGUGCGGGUCUCCGGGCUCUGCCAAGAAGGCGUUCUAUGGGAUGGCAGAGAGGAAUGUCAUCACGUGGACGGCAAUGAUCUCCGGGAUGGCUCGAGCAGAGCUCUACGAGGACAGCAUCCUGUUGUUUCGACAGAUGAGGCACACUGUGGACGCCAACAACGCGACAUACUCGAGCUCCCUGUUAGCCUGCGCUGGAUCUCUGGCAGCCAUGGAAGGCAAGCAGAUUCAUGGCCUUAUUGUGAAGGCUGGACUAGCAACCGACCUCCAUGUAGAGAGUGGGCUCAUGGAUGUGUACUCUAAAUGCGGCUUGAUGGAGGAUGCUCUGAGCGUGUUUCGUGCAUGUUGGCAGCCUGACGAAGUUUUCUUGACAGUCAUUCUGGUCGGAUUUGCUCAAAAUGGACUGGAAGAGAAGGCGUUCGAACUAUUCGCUGAGAUGGCGGGUGAAGGAAUUUGCAUUGAUACAAACAUGGUUUCUGCAGUUCUGGGGGCGUUCGGUGCAUCCGCACCAUUUGCUCUUGGGAAGCAAAUCCAUGCGCUGGUCAUCAAGAAGUGCUUCGGAAGGAACAUCUAUGUAUGCAAUGGUCUGAUCAAUAUGUAUUCAAAGUGCGGUGAGCUGCAAGAGUCUGUCCAGGUGUUCGAUGAGACGCCUAGUAAGAACUCGAUCUCAUGGAACUCGAUCAUUGCAGCCUUUGCGCGACAUGGUCAAGGUUCUGAAGUCUUUCAACUGUUUGAAUCCAUGAAAGCCAGCGGUGCCAGUCCGACAGAUGUCACGUUCUUAUCGUUGCUCCAUGGUUGUAGCCAUGUUGGAUCAGCAAAGAAGGGACUGGAGAUCUUGAAUUCUAUGUCAUUGCUGUACGGAGUCGUCCCAAGGGUAGAACAUUAUGCAUGUGUGGUCGACAUGCUUGGCCGAGCCGGUCAGUUAGAGGACGCAAAGUCAUUCAUCGAGGACGGGCCUUUCAAGGACAGUGCUAUCCUUUGGCAGGCCUUAAUGGGGGCUUGUAGCUUCCAUCGGAACUUGGAGAUCGGGAAAUACGCAGCUGAGAAGUUGCUCCUCGUGGACCCCGAGUCCCCUGCUUCUUACGUCUUGUUAUCAAACAUCUACUCAGCGGAGGGCCGAUGGGAUGAUCGAGCCAAGGUUCUAAAGAAGAUGAGGGAGAUGGGUCUAAGGAAGGAUACCGGCAAGAGCUGGAUCGAGCUCGAGAAGGAGGUCCAUUCUUUCGUCGUCGGGUCACUCACGUCUCGUCCUGAUUCUGCUCCUGCUGACGAUGUGCUGCUGCAGCUUUCUGCAGUAGCCGGUGAUCAUCAGGAUGAUCUGAUGGAAGACAAUGCUCUCUGA